AUGUGGACGCCUGAGACUCCUGCCCGGACUCCUGCUAACUGCCUGGACUCCUACCUAGACUCCUACCUAGACUCCUGCCUGGACUCCUGCCUGGACUUCUACCUGGACUCCUGCCUGGACUCCUGGCUAGACUCCUGCCCGGACUCCUGCCUGGACUCCUGCUUGGACUCCUGGCUAGACUUCUGCCCGGACUCCUGCCUAUACUCCUACUUAGACUCCUGCCUAGAUAACUGCCUGGACUUCUACCUAGACUCCUGCCUAGACUCCAGCCUGGACUCCUGCCUGGACUUCUACCUAGACUCCUGCCUAGACUCCUGCCUGGACUCCUGCCUGGACUUCUACCUGGACUCUUGCCCGGACUCCUGCCCGGACUCCUGCCUAUACUCCUACUUAGACUCCUGCCUAGAUAACUGCCUAGACUCCAGCCUAGACUCCAGCCUAGACUCCUGCCUGCCUGGACUCCUUCCAGAGGGGUUUGAUCCAAAAAAGCCACUUCAGUGUGCGAUGUGGAGCAUGCAGGACUGGAAGACCAACGGCACGUCCUGCUGCCACACAUCUACACUGACUCCUCCCCUUACACUGACUCCUCCCUCUACACUGACUCCUCCCUCCACUGACUCCUCCCCCUACACUGACUCCUCCCUCUACACUGGCUCCUCCCUCUACACUGGCUCCUCCCGCUAUACUGACUCCUCCCUCUACACUGGCUCCUCCCUCUACACUGGCUCCUCCCUUUACACUGACUCCUCCCUCUACACUGGCUCCUCCCUCUACACUGACUCCUCCCUCUACACUGGCUCCUCCCUCUACACUGACUCCUCCCUCUGCACUGACUCCUCCCGCUUCACUGGCUCCUCCCCACUACACUGA
Molecule: messenger RNA, 870 nt
Organism: Knipowitschia caucasica
Lineage: Eukaryota; Metazoa; Chordata; Actinopteri; Gobiiformes; Gobiidae
Source: the annotation of a GenBank genome assembly